Molecule: messenger RNA, 3891 nt
Organism: Porites evermanni
Lineage: Eukaryota; Metazoa; Cnidaria; Anthozoa; Scleractinia; Poritidae
Source: the annotation of a GenBank genome assembly
AUGGGAAAGGGGAAGACUUUAACAGUUUUAUUAUACUGGAUCUGGUUUUCCUUUGGCUUCGUUGUGCAUGGUAAGUAAUACCACCGUUUUUUUUCCAAAGCGGUUGACACCGUAUCGCUUUUCCAUAAAUCAUCAGCUCUAGUAACUCAGAGCAUAUAGGUGAGACGUCGGUCAUAAUUAAGUACAAAUGAAUACAAACAGCACUGAGGUCCAGAUAGGAAGACAGCUUAUCAUCACUAACACAUGAUGGUAACAUUUAAAUGCUCAGUAAUUUUGUCUGUCAACAAAGUAUUUAAAUAAUCAGUUACGGGAUUAAAUAUUCCGUUAUAAUGAUGUAUGUACUGUUAAUAUAGUAUUCAGAAACUACCAAUUGAAGUUGAUACCUUCGUUUCAAGUUAGUGGCUGUCCAUUUCAAGAAAUAUCGCUUUGUACACUUAGCUCGACUUUGAUUUUCCGUGAUACGUGAUGAAAACAAACAAGAUCGGUUUUGUACACAGAGAGGCUGACAGGGAAAAUUCUCAUGUAUUGUCAAACUCAUAAAUCAAUUAGCCGCCCUUUCAGUUUCGUGUUGGGGUCAGUAGAACAAAAGCAUACGCAGAGACUAUUGAGAAAGUGCAUAGUUGAGUCAUGCGAAUUUUUCGCAAAAGAGGGUCCUUAUCACUUGGCACGCCAAUCUACUGUGAGCUAGAAUUUUCGCGUGAUCGAGAAGAUGCAUUCGUGCUUGGGAUCUUGUACACGUGGUGAAAUAAUCGUAUUGAACAGUCACGCGAUCGUUCGCUUGAAAGAAAAACAAUGUAGAGAACGACCUGACAAUAAUGUGUUUUGACGGAGUGGACUAAACAAAUUGUACAUGGUAACGAAUUGAAGAAGUCGCCCUUUUCGGGUCAUGCUUUGGUAUCUGCGAACUAGGAUCGGGACGCAUCUCAUUUGUUCACAUCGAGUUCGAUAUCAGGCUGAUUGCCUGCUUGAGCGGUUCGCAGAGUCUACAAUUCAUAAUUCAUUCCUAGAAUUAAUGACGCUAAAAUCUUGUGUUAAGUGUUCAUUAAAACUUUUGUAACAUUGGAACAUCUGACAUCUUUUGUUUAAGCCGGAUGGACCAUGAAUUUAUGACUGCAACACUGAAGAGUCACGGACGUUUUAUAAUAACAUUUUAGACAUUUUCCUGCUCAUUUCCUCGAACUGAAUAACUGGACCCAGCUGAACAGCGUGUUGCCGCCAAACAUGCAACUUCAUAAGCCGGUUUUAGAAGAAACGUCGAGUUGCAAUGUGAAUAGCCACUAUUUACGCUAAACUGAACAGUGUAAAGAAACAGAAGGCAUCUACUUCCUAUGUCGUAAGCGUGUUUUAAAAUUGUACGUAAUAUUAAUUGUCCGGAUCAGUUACGUAGACUAUACUUUUAGAUCUCGUAUGCAUAAUAGAAAUUAUCGUACUUGCUUUUUUAAGUGUCACAGCGACUUCAACAAAUUGAAGUAUGUGCUUUUGCUGGUAAGUUAUACACGAUUAAAUCUCUGGCCUUAACAUAACGUUACGCUCCUAUUUCAGGAGCCACAACUACAAAACGCCUGGCGUGCUCCAACGGUAAACUUACCUUAUCCGGAGAUAAAGCUCUGAGAAAUGCCGGGGUGACUUCAACAAUAACUGAUUACUAUUGGAAAGUGCGAUUCUCUCAGACAGACUGGGCAGACUUGAUUCACUGCAGAAGCUCCGCGUUCUGUACAACUAUUACAUCAGUAUUACCAGAUGGAACAAAAGUGCAAGUUAGUGCUAAUGGAGCUUUAAUAACCUUGGAACAUAGAGCUGGGAGUAACGCCAAUGACCACGCCGAGUUUCUCUUUGAAGUUAAUCUGGUCAAGAACAGUCAGCCAAGUGUCGAGCAUCACAUCUUUGAAGUAGAAUUUACUGUCAUCUGUGAGUGUACAUGUCUUUUAUUAUGAAUUUAUUAACUGAAGCUAGACAACUUCGAGAGCUCAGAUGGGCCACUGAAAUCUAUAAUUUCUUUUCACCCUCUGAAAAUCAAACCUUUUCACAUGCAUUUGGCACAUAAACAUAUUGCAUGAUUAAAACAAAAUCGCCCACUACAUUCCCUGAAUGAGGUGCAAACUGUGUUUUAAGAUAGUUAAGACAUUGUCCUCCGGGUGUUUUCACACUGUUUGGAACAGUCAAUUGCUUCAAAAAAGGGAAUUUUUAAGAGACCCAGUGAUAAGAGUUAAUCAUAUAAUUUAUCUGAAUUUUAUUUUCUCUUUCUCUCUGUAUGUAGGCAUUGAAACGCGGAUUGGAGGAAAAGCUAACUUGACCAAGUUUUUACGGGACAAGCUACCAUGGAAUCAAGUGAUUGAUCUGAAAUUCACCGACGCAAAUUCUAAUAAAAUUGCAUACUGCAAUACUAAACAGUGUACGACAACGGUAAACAAGAAUGGGAAUGAUCCCUCCUUAAACUGGACAAACCGUUUUGAUGAGACGGAUGGAGCGUUGGUACUGACUGAUAUUCAAAAAGCUGACAAUUGCCGAGAGAUUAGGGUUGUGGCUCAUAGUGGGUCGGGUGUCGGGAAAGUUCAUCCAGAAAAGAUAUGGAUUCUAGUAAAUACAUGUUCAGGUAAUCAUACUUUCGACAUGUAUCGGGUUUGAGUUUGACGAGCCAUAGGCCACUUAAAUUGAUGAUUUUGGUGGAGGAGCUGCAAAGCCGUGUGGAGCUUUGAAUGGCGGCUCGCGAAGCUCUCACUCGCGCAAAAAAAAAAAACAACAAACAACAACGAUUACGUCAGCUGUUUAGCAUUAGGUAACAUCGGCUGAAACCAUUGUUUCUUUCAGCGCGGAAAAUUAAAUGAAGAACAACUUAAGUCCAACUUAAAAGUGUAAUAUAAAAUAAGAUAGAUAAACACACCUGGAAUGCUCUGAAGCCGGGUCGUUAGCUUCAUAACGUACAUCUAUAUCCACUACACCAUCGAGGAAUGGCUGCCAAAUCCAGUAAUUUUUAAAACAUGCAUGUACCCGUACCUAUCACAGUUUUUGAAAGCUAGAGGUUUUCAGUUCAAUGCUUAACCCUAAUCACUGCAGAUCAGUGCUUAACUCUUAAGUAUGUUCCCUCCUUAAUUGUCGCUCUGAAGUUUUUUCAGCUAUUCCACAAGGUUAUUGGGGUCUCUGUUUCAGUCGCGUUAGGCUAAGACAAAAAUGCGUUGAGUAAACCUCAUAAGGUGUCCACGCUGGCUUCACCCGAUGUUAUCUAAUGCUAAGACGUCAGUUACGCAGGCUACCAAAGUCUGUUGUGUCGAAUUGCAUUAUGGGACUAUAUUGGGGGACGAAUUUUGACCCAGCAGAAGAUAGAGUACAGUACGUAAGUUAAAUUGGACAGAGAAUAGAAAGAGUUUUACAAGACCGCGCCUGAUAAAAAUCGAAUGUGCUGGUCUGUUCAUUUGCUUAUAAAUUUGAAGAACUAGGGGAAACAUUGCUUUAUACACUAUAUUAGUCAACAGAACAUUGAGCAAUUUUAUGGUUUCAAAUAUAGAACUCGUUACGUCCAGGGUACAGAAUUCCAAUUUUUUUAAUUAAAAAAUCAAAUUAGCCAACCACCCAUGUGACUACAUCUGCAAUGUUUAAGUUUCAGCUUUAUAAUUUAUUUCAGGAAUGACAUCACACGCUAGUGAAAUUCAUACUGCGACAGAUCAGCCCAGUGCCUCAACAUCCAAAACUGUCUGGCCAUCUAGUACUGUCUCAAAGUCAAAUGGAGUCUCGCUAUUCAGUAGUGUGCAAUCAGCAACCAGUGUCUCGCCGUCAAAUGUGACUUCUGCAGAACGUACUGGGUACCCCACAACAAGCUGCGUUACAACUGUUUCUACAAGAGUUUGGAUUGUGGUUAUUUCUGUCCUUAUCACAUGCAUCGUUGUAUUUGUUUGA